UUCUCACCACUCUCUUAUCUCUUCACUUCAUUGACAAAAUUCGAGGAGAUGAGUUCCUCAAUAUUCACACCUUCACCUCAAACGGUCUUGAAAAAGAACCAAAGUCCUCUGCUGCAGCAGCAUAUCAAUGCCUCUCCCCUCCAAAACCGAGGUUCUUGCAAAGGGAGAAGAGUAAAGGCUUUGCUUUCCACAACCAAACAGAUAAUCUUGAAGGAAUUUCACCAAAGAAGAGCCCUCAAAAUUAUUUCAGGAUUGCAGAAUUUUGACAAGGAUAAUGUAGCCGCUGUUGUUACUGCUGCAGAUAAGGGUGGUGCAACUCAUGUGGAUAUUGCUUGUGACGUUGAAUUGGUGCGACUUGCAACGCACCUCACUUCCCUUCCGGUAUGUGUAUCUAGUGUAGAUCCAUCAGCAUUUCCAGCUGCAGUUGAAGCCGGAGCCUUAAUGGUUGAGAUUGGAAACUAUGACUCAUUUUACGAAAUGGGUGUGUUUUUCUCACCAGAAGAGAUUGUUAAUAUGACAAAAGAGACUAAGAGGCUCCUUCCAUCGACCGUCCUUUCAGUCACCGUGCCUCACACACUGAGCCUUCCUGACCAGGUGAAGCUAGCCGAGCAGUUGGAGGUUGAGGGAGCCGACAUCAUCCAAACCGAAGGUGGAAAAUCGUCUACUCCUUCCAAGGCUGGUGUCCUUGGCCUAAUUGAAAAGGCCUCGCCGACUCUUGCAGCUGCGUACUCCAUCUCUCGUGCAGUUCGAAUCCCCGUAAUGUCUGCUUCCGGACUAAGUUCAAUCACCGCUCCUCUAGCUAUCGCUGCUGGUGCUUCUGGCGUGGGUGUUGGAUCAGCUAUCAACAAGCUAAACGACGUCGUAGCCAUGAUUGCUGAGGUGAAAACUAUUGCGGAGUCUUUGAAUCUAUCAAGGAAACAAGCACAAGUGUUUGAUGAAACCAUAAAUAUGUUUUGAAGCUUUCUCAUUUCUGAUUAUUCAGUCUCAGUCUCAAUAAUCAAAUUAUUCUGUUUAAUACCAUUAUUAAGAUUUCGAAGUUGUUAUGUUUUUGCUACAA
Molecule: messenger RNA, 1057 nt
Organism: Salvia hispanica
Lineage: Eukaryota; Viridiplantae; Streptophyta; Magnoliopsida; Lamiales; Lamiaceae
Source: RefSeq, a predicted model, not a curated record